AUGGGCAUCAUCCAAGAUGCCGCUGGCCAUCCCUUGGCCCAGCUGUACUUUCAGCAAAGCAUUGGCGCCCAGAUCGCCAUUGGCGUCGUGGGCUUUGUCGCGCUCUCCGUCUUCGUCAACGUCAUGCAGCAGCUCCUCUUCAGGAACCCUACCGACCCGCCGCUUGUCUUCCACUGGUUCCCCUUCAUUGGCAGCACCGUGAUAUACGGCAUGGACCCUCCCAAGUUCUUCCGCGACAAUCGCGAAAAGUAUGGCGAUGUUUUCACCUUUGUUCUCCUCGGCAAGAAGACCACCGUGGCUGUUGGCCCUACUGGAAACGACUUUAUCCUCAACGGAAAGCUCAAGGAUGUCAACGCUGAGGAUAUCUACACUGUCUUGACCACCCCCGUCUUCGGACGCGAUGUCGUCUACGACUGCCCCAACGCCAAGCUUAUGGAGCAGAAGAAGUUCAUGAAAAUUGCUCUUACCACCGAAGCGUUCCGAUCCUACGUUCCCAUCAUCUCUCACGAGGUUACCUCCUACUUCAAGCGCACCGCUGCCUUCAAGGGCAAGUCUGGAACCGUUGAUAUUCCCAAGAAGAUGGCCGAGAUUACAAUCUUCACUGCUUCCCACGCUCUUCAGGGCAGACUCAUUCGCAACAAGUUCGACGAGUCUCUGGCCGACCUGUACCACGACCUCGACAUGGGCUUCACCUCCAUCAACUUUGUGCUGCACUGGGCCCCUCUUCCCUGGAACCGCAAGCGUGACCACGCUCAGCGCACCAUUGCCAAGAUCUACAUGGAUACUAUCAAGGAGCGAAAGGCCCUCGGCGAUGCAGACACUGAACUCGACAUUAUGAAGCAUCUCAUGACAUCUGUGUACAAGAACGGCACCGCCGUCCCCGACCACGAGAUCGCCCACAUGAUGAUUGCUCUGCUCAUGGCUGGCCAGCACUCCUCGUCAUCCACCAGCUCUUGGAUCAUGCUCCGCCUUGCCCAGAACCCCAAGGUCGUUGAGGAUCUGUACCAGGAACAAAUCAACGCCCUGGGUGCCGACUUGCCUCCCCUGCAGUACGACGAUCUGGCCAAGCUCCCUCUGAACCAGGCCAUUGUCAAGGAAACUCUGCGUCUUCAUGCCCCCAUCCACUCCAUCAUGCGCGCCGUCAAGCAGCCCAUGCCCGUUCCUGGUACCAAAUAUGUUAUCCCCACCACGCACACUCUUCUCGCGGCUCCCGGUGUCAGUGGCUCCGACCCCAGCUAUUUCCCCAACCCCUUCGAGUGGGAUCCCUACCGCUGGCUGCCUGGCUCUGCCAACGCUCCCCUUAUCGCUGCCCGAAACGAAGAGGAAGAAGAGAAGAUCGACUACGGCUACGGUAUUGUCAGCAAGGGUGCCGCUUCACCUUAUCUUCCCUUUGGUGCCGGUCGUCACCGAUGCAUUGGUGAGCAGUUUGCCAACCUGCAACUACAGACCAUCAUUGUCGAGACUGUUCGCUUGUUCAAGCUGAGCAACGUGGACGGCAGCGACAAGAUCGUUGGCACUGACUACGCCUCUCUGUUCUCUCGACCGCUGGAACCUGCCGAGAUUCGGUGGGAGCGAAGAGACUAG
Molecule: messenger RNA, 1584 nt
Organism: Trichoderma gamsii
Lineage: Eukaryota; Fungi; Ascomycota; Sordariomycetes; Hypocreales; Hypocreaceae
Product: eburicol 14-alpha-demethylase
Exons: 3
Coding region: 1-1584 (527 amino acids)
Biological process (GO): ergosterol biosynthetic process
Molecular function (GO): heme binding; iron ion binding; oxidoreductase activity, acting on paired donors, with incorporation or reduction of molecular oxygen
Source: RefSeq, a predicted model, not a curated record